AACGGCAAAAAAAAAAUGAAAAAAAAAAAAGAUGUGUUAAGCAGAGAGCGUACAAUAUAUAUAUUAACGUAGUCUUCAAUCAUACAAAUUGUACUGUACUCGUCAAGAAAUUCACACUAAAUCGACGUGUGUGUGUGUGUUGUGCAUUAACCCCCAAAAUACCCGCGAAUUUCAUUUCUUUGUUUCUCUCACUUCUCUCUGCGUUCUCUCUUUCUCUUUCGCUUCUCUUCUUUGCUCUCGCUCUUCAAUCUCCAAACUCAUAUCGCACUCGAACCGUACGGCUCUCAGAUUCUCAGGAUGAGGCAUGCAAAGGAAGAACCAUCAUGUAGUGCAACAGAAGCCAUUGACUUAAUUUCAGCAGUGAAGGAGUUACAUGGGAUUAGCUCUCAGGAACUUAAUAAAUUAUUGAGAGACUCUGAAAAUUUUACUAUUCACUACAAUACUGAAAAAGGAUUGAUGAAGAUUGAUAUGGAGAAGCUUGCAGCCUUUCUUCCUUUGCACCUUCUUGGUGUUCUUAUGUCAUCUGACAGAGAUGAGACGCUGUUCAGAUACUUGUUAUGUGGUAUUCGGCUCUUGCAUUCCUUGUGUGAUUUAGCAUCUCGGCAAUCUAAAGUGGAGCAGGUCACUAUUUUGCUAGAUGAUGUAAAAGUGUCAGAACAGCUGCUUGACCUGGUGUUUUAUUUGCUGAUUGUUCUUGGUGGAUAUAAACAGGAAAACCAUAAUUUUGGUCUUAUUCCCCUUGUUCAUUCAGCACUUGUGGCAAGCAGUCUACAUCUGUUAACAGGAUGCAUAGCUUCACUAACAGGAUGCAUAGCUUCACAGUGGCAAGAUCUUGUCCAUGUAUUGCUUGCGCACCCUAAGGUUGACAUAUUUAUGGAUGCAGCUUUUGGAGCAGUCCUCACUGCCAUUGGGUUUCUUGAGAUCCAGCUGUCAGCACAACAUAUUGAUUUUCGUAGUCUGACUGUUGAACGAAUGGUUAACUUUUUAUGCCAGCAAUGUGAAGCCUCUUUACAGUUUCUUCAGUCAUUGUGCCAACAAAAGAUGUUUAGGGAGCGCCUACUUAGGAAUAAGGAACUAUGUGGAAAGGGCGGAGUUCUUUUUCUAGCUCGAGCCAUCUUGAAGUUAAAUGUCCCACCUUUUACAGGGUCCUCCAGAAUUGUGGCUGCCCUCUCUAGGAUGAAAGCUAAAAUCCUAUCAAUUCUGUUGAGUCUCUGUGAAGCAGAAAGCGUUUCUUACCUGGAUGAGGUUGCCAGCUCGCCAGAAAGCUUAAAUUUGGCUAAGUCUGUUGCAUUAGAGGUUCUUGAGCUGUUGAAGACUGCACUUGGUAGAGAUCCCAAACAUCUUACUUCUUGUUCCGACAGAAGUUACCCAACGGGGUUUUUGCAACUCAAUGCUAUGCGCCUAGCUGAUAUCUUCUCCGAUGAUUCUAAUUUUCGAUCUUACAUUACAAUACACUUUACUAAAGUUCUGACUGCAAUAUUUUCACUUCCUCAUGGAGAUUUUUUAUCCAGUUGGUGUUCUUCUAAUCUCCCAAUGAGGGAAGAAGAUGGUAGUCUUGAGUAUGAUUCAUUUGCAGCGGCUGGAUGGGUUUUGGAUAAACUUUCAUCAUUGGACUUAUCAAAUGGAACAAAUUUGGAAUUUACUUCACUUCCAAAUAACAUGCCUCAGACUUCCUAUGAACAUCAGAGAACAUCGUUAUUUGUCAAAGUAAUUGCAAACCUCCAUUGUUUUGUUCCCACCAUCUGUGAAGAGCAGGAGAGGAACCUCUUCCUUCUCAAGUUUUUGGAGUGCUUGCAAAUGGACCUAUCUAAAUCAUUACCUGAAUUUUCCAUUAAUUCUGAUGCUCCAAAAGCUGCAACUGUUUGCAGGAACCUCCGUUCAUUGUUAAGUCAUGCAGAAUCUUUAAUUCCCAACUUUUUAAAUGAGGAAGAUGUCCAGCUUUUAAGGGUUUUCUUUGACCAGUUGCAGUCACUAAUUACUUCUGGUGAAUUAGGAGAAAAUCGAGCCCAAGAUAACAAAUUUGAGGAGUCAACAUCUUGGGAUAAGUUUUCCAAACUCAACCUCAGUGAAAAUCAUCAGGAGGCUCAGAGUACUGGGGGAUACUCAUCACCUUUACUGAGAAAAGAUCAUCCAAUAUCUAAUAAAAGAAGAGGUACCUUGAAGGAGGAAAUGUCGGAGAAUUCUGCUUUUCAAGAAGUGGAGCAGAUAUAUGUCAAAAGUGAUCAUAUCGAUCAAGGUGAUGAUGUAAAUAGGGGGGAAAAUAGAGGUCUCUCUGGUAGGGGUGCAUCUGGAGGUUUGGGAGGCAUCAACACAGAUGUUCAGAAUGUUGAAACAAGCGGUUCAGAUACAAGCUCUUCAAGAGGAAAGAAUGCUGUUCAUCAAAUGGAAAAUGGUGAGUUUUCAAAGUCAAACAAGCACAUCAAAGAGAGUGGGUUUGGAGGAAAUCCUGAGGAUGAAAAGGUUACAAUGGAUCAGUGUGAAGAAAAGCAGCGGAAAAAACGGAAGCGAACUAUAAUGAAUGAUAAACAGGUGAUGCUAAUAGAGAGGGCCCUCUUGGAUGAACCUGAUAUGCAGCGAAAUGCAGCUUCUAUACAAUCCUGGGCUGAUAAAUUAAGUCUUCAUGGUUCUGAAGUUACGCCUUCGCAGCUUAAAAAUUGGCUGAAUAAUCGAAAAGCCAGGUUGGCCCGGACAGCUAAAGAUGUACGUGCAACAUCAGAUGUUGAUAAUGCCCUUCCAGACAAGCAAGAUGGACCAGGACCAGUGUCCUGUAACUCAGUUCCAGGUGAAGAUGCUAAUGUCCCAUUGAAUGAGAGAAGAGAUACUCAAAGCAUGUUGAGAAUCGGCCGGAGUGGUGAGAACUCUGAUACUGCCAUGGCAGAUUUUGUUGAUAUUGGCCCAGCAGAAUUUGUUCAAUGCAGGCCGGGUCAGUAUGUUGUUGUUGUCGAUAUGCAUGGAGAGGAGAUCGGUAAGGGAAAGGUGCAUCAGGUGGAUGGUAAUUGGUAUGGACGGAGUCUGGAGGAAUUAGAGACUUGCGUUGUGGAUAUAAACGAGCUUAAGGCUGAGAGAGCGGCAAAACUUCCAUAUCCAUCUCAAGCCACAGGCACCUCAUUCAAUGAGGCUGAAAUAAAAUUUGGGGUAAUGAGAGUAUUGUGGGAUGCUAACAGAAUUUUCAUGUUGCGGUCUCAAUGAAUGUGACUGAUGAUUAAAUAGCUGCAGUUUUUUCCUGAAAGUUGUUAAUUUUACAUUUUAUAAUCACUAUACCAUCUUUUAGGCAGAAUUCAAGAA
Messenger RNA from Quercus robur (English oak), 3285 nucleotides. Its product is annotated as nodulin homeobox-like. Gene Ontology annotation, biological process: flower development. Gene Ontology annotation, molecular function: single-stranded DNA binding. The record is from RefSeq and is a predicted model, not a curated record. Lineage: Eukaryota; Viridiplantae; Streptophyta; Magnoliopsida; Fagales; Fagaceae. The transcript has 18 exons. The coding region runs from base 298 to 3189 and encodes 963 amino acids.